CGACGUUCAUUUUUGUGCUGCACCGUCAACUCUACAUAUGAACGCACCAAUAUUUUCUUAAUGUUACAUAUAUCGUCAUAACGUAUACAUAUAUACAUAUAAAUUCUAUACUCCUUGCGUUGUCGGUAUCGGUAAAUACGUGGGGAAAUAUCCGCGCAGGCAGUGUGUAUAUUACGACGAAGCACUACGAUUUUACGUGUACGGAUCGGAUCACGAAAAUAAAUAUAACAAGUACAAAAAAAAGUGUUUAUUGGUCCAAAUUAUAAGAACGAAUGAUAAGAACCAUUGAAAUAUUGUUGCACAUAAAAAAUCUCCGGAAAAACGUGUAUUGAAAAUAGUAUUCAACCGGAGCAUGAACCAGGCUUUAUGGACUACUGUCGUUGCUCUACAAACGUGUAAAGUUCUUGAAAAAUGCCUCCUAAACAGAGAAAAGUAGCUAUUAUGGGCUAUAGGUCUGUAGGAAAAUCAUCGCUCAGUAUACAAUUUGUAGAGGGACAAUUCGUAGACUCGUAUGAUCCUACCAUUGAAAACACAUUUACCAAAAAUACGAGAGUCAACAGUCAAGAUUAUGAAGUCAAAUUGGUCGACACUGCUGGUCAGGAUGAAUACAGUAUAUUUCCAACACAAUAUUCCAUGGAUAUUCACGGUUAUGUCCUUGUCUACAGUAUAACAAGCGCAAAGAGCUUCGAAGUUGUACAAAUUAUUUACGACAAGCUGCUUGACAUCACCGGCAAACGAAACGUUCCAAUCAUACUAGUGGGCAACAAAACGGAUCUCUAUGUAGAUAGAAUGGUGAAGACCGACGAGGGAAAACGUUUGGCUGAUACGUGGCACGCAGCCUUUUUUGAAACCAGUGCUAAACAGAAUGAGUGCGUCGCCGAUAUCUUUCACACCCUGCUGAUGGAAAUCGAGAAGGCAGACGGGAAUGUUCAAGAAAAAUCGAAUUGUGUUAUAUCUUGAAUAAUAGUUUAGUAGUUUAAGCUUCGAUCACGAUGAAGAAAAAAGCUGAGAGUGAAGGGAAUGAGACGAAUAGAAACGGAUCAACGUGGAGGGGAAAAGAAUCAAAGGAAGAGAGAGUGGAGCUGUUGUUUUUCUAAAUCCAAUGAAUUUCAUCAAAAGCGCUUGUAACAAGGGUGCUUUUUUUCAUGUUCGCAAGUGAAAAUCACACCUCGGAGUUUGGAUGAAUCAACUACGAUGGUAAAGAGUUAAACCGCUCAUAAAUAUUUCUCUCAACGAUAAAUAAUGACAACAGAAGUGGAAGGCGAUCUGUUUGGCGGGUUUUUUCGUUCAAAGAUGAGCGAAAAAUCCUCCAACACUCUCAAGUGGUGCAUAAACAAUGAAAAUUCAGAACGUCGCGAGAAGCACGCGCGCCAACUAUGGAACUUUAACUUAGUCGCAAUUAAAUGUGUUUUUUUCCUCUCUAUUUUGUUUCUUCAACUCAUCUACUUUUUGUAGAGUAUCGGAACUUUUACUGCUCUCUUUUUCGGAAGGGGCGUAAAGAGCUUCGAGGCGUGUUAUGUUGAUAGCGAACGAAUUUUAUCUUUUAUAUAUCAAUAUAUAUGUAAUUCUUUUACUUUUAUUUUGUCUUCAGGCUUUUGUGUAUAGCAAAUGAAUCGAUAAUAUAUAUAUAUAUAUAUAUAUAUAUAUAAUCCCGUUCGAUUGAAAUUCUUUUUGAAGCAAAGAGCACACACGAAUCAAACUUUCAUGUAGGAAAAGUCGAUCAGUCAUUUUUCGAGUAUCCUAAUUAUACACGAUUUACUAUGUUCUGUUGAUUUAUAUUUUUUCUUCUCUUAUACUUAAUACUUUAUAAAAACUAAUGAAAUAAAAAAGUAUAUUCAUAGUGCGGUGCAACGUGGUAAUAAAAAAUGAAAAGUGGAUGCUCAUCGUCGUAACGUCGAAAAUAUAGAAAAUCCUUCCAAUAAACUUCGGGCUUUGUGUCAAUAGCGAGGAUUUUUCAGUCAUUUUGAUGCUAUUCGAUUGUGCAGAAACCUCAAACGUUGGAUUCGCUCUCUAUUGUUUUUGUUUUUCAUUUGUUUGAAAGAGAAAAUCCCAUUCACCAAAGCUCUCGGUUCGAGAAUCAUUUGAAAUUUAAUGAGUACGUAACGACCGAGAAACACAUAGUGGCAUAUGUGAACAGAAAAAUGAGAAUAAAAAAACCAAUAUGAGGAAAUAAUGUGUAAAUAUACAAUGAUAAAAUUCACGUCGCGUAUAAUGUAGGAUAUGUAAGAACUUGAAUAAAAUACGUGAAUGCAA
Messenger RNA from Venturia canescens, 2253 nucleotides. RefSeq names its product Ras homolog enriched in brain (gene Rheb). Gene Ontology annotation, cellular component: plasma membrane. Gene Ontology annotation, biological process: small GTPase-mediated signal transduction. Bases 412 to 960 code for a protein of 182 amino acids. The record is from RefSeq and is a predicted model, not a curated record. The transcript is spliced from 6 exons. Lineage: Eukaryota; Metazoa; Arthropoda; Insecta; Hymenoptera; Ichneumonidae. Gene Ontology annotation, molecular function: GTPase activity; GDP binding; GTP binding.